This is a messenger RNA of Cladophialophora carrionii CBS 160.54, 1089 nucleotides long. RefSeq lists its product as uncharacterized. The record is from RefSeq and is a predicted model, not a curated record. The coding region runs from base 1 to 1089 and encodes 362 amino acids. The transcript is spliced from 2 exons. Lineage: Eukaryota; Fungi; Ascomycota; Eurotiomycetes; Chaetothyriales; Herpotrichiellaceae.
AUGCCAGACAGGCACCGCAGCAGUCGCUCGCGCUCACCCUACCGCGAUGCCCACUCCGACAAUCGCCACCAAUCUCACCAUCGCUCGCGGUCUGCUCGCCAACACCACCACAAGCGCGCCCAGUCACCCGCACCCACCUCCCCGCGGUCAAAGCCUCUUCCUUACAAUGCCCGUUAUCUCUCCCGGCACGACCUGACAACCUACACCCCUCUCUUCGCACUAUACCUUGACAUCCAGAAAGGCAUUAUUCUCGAAGACUUGGAAGACAAAGAACUUAGAGGACGGUGGAAAAGCUUUGUCGGGAAAUGGAACCGUGGAGAGUUGGCUGAAGGAUGGUAUGAUCCAAAGACACUAGAGAAGGCAAAUACAUCAGCCCAGAGCGAUGCUACGGCGCAAUCGGGGGUCGAUCGGCCAGAUGCGAGACCGUCGGGCCAGGAGCGAGAUCCUCGAGACGAUUACGACGGCGCCGACAAUACUGCGUCGGAUGACGACUAUGGGCCUUCUCUGCCGACAUCCACAUCCAUUGCGUCGUACAAUGAUCAUGGUGGAGCUCGGAAUCAUGCCAACACGGUGUCAAAAGACCCGGGUCCCACGAUCCCUUCUCUGACGGACCUUCGCGCCCGAGACGAGCAUUCCCUCGAGGAUGCCACCUCGGCGAAAAACCGAUAUAUCGAAGGCAUCCGCCAAGAUCGCCAAAUCGACAGGAAACAGCAGAAGGAGAGACUGGACGAGCUGGUACCGCGGGCCGAGGCUGGCACACGCGAACGGCAACUCGAAAAGAAACGCGAAAAGGCCGACUCCAACCGUGCGUUCGCCGCAGGUAAAGAAGCAGCCGGUGACGUAGACCUACGGGACUCAGAUGUCAUGGGCGACGAGGACAGUCUCGGCAACUUGAAGCGGAUGAAGAUGGAGAACCAGAGGAAGAAAAACGAGCGGGAAACGAGGAAGGAGGAGAUUCUGCGGGCGAGACGUGCGGAGCUGGAGGCCCGGUUGCAGGCUGCGAAGGAACGGGAGGAGAAGACGAUGAGUCUGUUCCGAGAGAUUGCACGGCAACGGUUUGGCGGCGGCGGCGACAACAGAGACGGGUGA